This is a messenger RNA of Prunus avium (sweet cherry), 1350 nucleotides long. RefSeq lists its product as uncharacterized. Gene Ontology annotation, molecular function: oxidoreductase activity. The record is from RefSeq and is a predicted model, not a curated record. Lineage: Eukaryota; Viridiplantae; Streptophyta; Magnoliopsida; Rosales; Rosaceae.
UGUGUCAUUUCAAGCUUAGCUUUGUGGACUUUUUUCUCCGAUUUUGAGAGGUACGUGGUAGGUGGUGACGCCUGAACAGAAGAGAGAGAGAGAGAAAAAAAAACAGAAAAGGUGGUAUAAGAAAAUUGAAAACGUUGAAGAAAACGUUCACAAAGUAUCCGUAAGGCCACAACGCGUAGAAUUGUCUUCUUCUCUUGUCCAACUCUCCAAGUCGCAGCUUUGAUAAACUGACAGACGGGGAAUUGUAUCGAGCACCAAUUUCAAGUGUUAAUUUUGUGGCAGAAAACACUGCAUAAAACUAUGGCUGGUGGGUCAGCUGCGAAAAAGCUUAUCCAAAUUGAUAUCGUUUCAGAUACCGUAUGCCCUUGGUGCUUUGUGGGCAAGAAAAAUCUUGACAAAGCUUUAGAGGCAUCUCGUGAUCGAUACGACUUUGAGGUUAGAUGGCAUCCAUUUCAACUUAAUCCUAAUGCCCCUAAAGAAGGUGUUGAUAAGAAAAGGUAUUAUGAGGAAAAAUUUGGGUCUGGCAUGUCUGGACGGAUGGAGUCUCGGAUGUCAGAGAUUUUCAGAGGCCAUGGCCUGGAAUAUAACCUGUCCGGACUCACGGGGAAUACUCUAGAUAGCCACAGGCUUAUAUAUUUUGCUGGGCUUCAGGGUCAUGAGAAGCAACAUGAGCUUGUGGGUGAGCUAUUUCUUGGAUACUUCACACAGGAAAAAUACAUUGGGGACAGGGAAUUUCUUUUGGAAAGUGCUAGAAAGAUUGGAGUAGAAGGAGCGGCAGAGUUUCUUGAAGACCCCAACAAUGGACUCAAUGAGGUCAAUGAAGAGCUCAAGAAGUACACAAAAAACAUAAAUGGAGUCCCACAUUUUCUGAUUAAUAAUGGAAAGCAGGAACUAAGUGGCGGUCAACCUCCUGAGGUGUUCUUGAGAGCUUUUGAAACUGCCACAAAGUGAUGCAGCCUCACAUCUAAAAACAUUCUCUCCAUCUCCAAUAAGAAUGCAACCUUGAAAACAUGUAUUGAAUGCAUAUAACUAGUAGUUUUCUUUGUUGAGACACACUGGUUUUUUUCUUUGUUUUGGGUAAUGUAACUAAUGUUGAGUGUGAAUCUUCUCACAUGGUGUGAGAGUUGUGAUAUUGUAUAUGGUCCAAAAGGUGUGAGCGAGUUAAACAAAUAGUUGGGAUUUUUUUGGCUGUUGCCUGACAAUGCCAAUAGUUCUGCGGAGUGUAAUGUGCAUCAAUGGGUUUGCUUAUAUAACUUGUGCAACUCAUGCUGUCACUCGGUCUUUACUUUGUUGGAUUUAUAUAUCGUAGACAACGUUAUUAAAAAGAAUUGCUUGAAAUUCAUUUUCCAA